Molecule: messenger RNA, 597 nt
Organism: Aspergillus terreus NIH2624
Lineage: Eukaryota; Fungi; Ascomycota; Eurotiomycetes; Eurotiales; Aspergillaceae
Exons: 2
Coding region: 1-597 (198 amino acids)
Source: RefSeq, a predicted model, not a curated record
AUGCUUUACGGCUUUCGGUGGCCGCGUGCCGGCUUCACAGGCAUCCGAGUGUACAUCGUCCUCCAUAACCUGGAGGACGCUACGGCCGAAUACCUCCAGCAACCGGUCACCCACCAGCUCAUGCUCGACUCCUUGAAAAAGACCGAGCCCGGCAUUGUCUCCCGCCUCCCCGAUCUGCGAUUCAUCGAACAAUACGAUCCCGAUGAUACCACCAGCGAAACGGCUGUGAGCAAACCGUUUGCAUAUGUUGCGGGCAAAGUCCUGACAAUGCCCGAUAUGACAUCGGCCGGAAUGUCCCUCGGCCUGGAUGCUGAGGAGCUCGUGAAGAAAUCUGGCCUGGAUCAAGAUGCCAUGGAUGCGUUGACGGAAUUCCGAGAUAAAUACGCUGCGGGCGAGAAGAUUGGCUGGUGGAUUGUGUAUAAUGGGGAUCCGGAUAGAUCUUUCCCCCAGGUUGAGGAGGAGGAGGAGGAGGACGAAAGUCUCAUGGACGAGGAUGAGUAUGAGAGCGAGGAUGGCAGUGAGCAGCAACAACCCUCGACUCCUACGACGUUUUUACCCGAAAAGUUAUCGCGACUCUUUGCCCGGCGAAGCGGUUGA